This is a messenger RNA of Ipomoea triloba (trilobed morning glory), 5770 nucleotides long. Its product is annotated as pentatricopeptide repeat-containing protein At3g20730. The coding region runs from base 2910 to 4775 and encodes 621 amino acids. Gene Ontology annotation, molecular function: protein binding; RNA binding. The record is from RefSeq and is a predicted model, not a curated record. Lineage: Eukaryota; Viridiplantae; Streptophyta; Magnoliopsida; Solanales; Convolvulaceae. The transcript has 11 exons. Gene Ontology annotation, biological process: RNA modification.
CAUUUGCCACCGCCACCUGUAAAAACGGACAGCUGCGAAUAAUUAACCCUAAUCUCUUAGCCGUUGCAGAGUCCACAAAGUUGUGGGUACUUCCAGAAUCAAUUAAAGCUGUGAUGGGUCUAUUAUUUAAAAGCAGGUUCACACGCAUCGUGUUGCCGUUUCCAGUGCCCGUAAUCGCGUGGAGUGAAAUCUCUGGGCGCUCCAAAUCAGUCUGGUCCAAUUGGUCAGGAACGAAGAAAUCCUCAUCCGCAGAAGGAGGUGCGGCGUCGUCAAUUACCAACAAGAACAGGUGUCUGCAAUUGUGCGCUGGAGUACAUCGUUCGUCGCAGUGGAAGCAGAGCCCACUGGCUCGUCGCCGCUGAUACUCACUCCGGGGAAAGCGACGCUCCGGGGGAUGGUUGCCGGACGAGACCGCGCUUCCCGAACGAGUCACGGAGGUCGCCGGCAUGGGGCCCGCGACUGGGCGGCUACCGGCCGAACUCACGAACGAGGUCGCCGGCGAACGCGUCUGGCCUGGUCGCGGCACGUGGGCCGCGGACUGGUGCGACUGGUGCGAACCACCUGCGAAGGGGACAGGGAAAAACGAAGGGUCAGCGGCGUACGGGUGCGAAAACCAGCACUGCUUGCGCGAGGAAAACCGGGCAAUAUUCAUCGCUACAUCCAGGUUGAGAGGAUGUAGAUUUUCCACGUCGAUUCGCAACCACUCGUCAAGGCCUGCAGUGUACAGAUCGACCUCUUGGUCUUGGCGAACCGUUGUGGUGAGGCCGAGAAUUUCCUGAAACUCGUCGGUGUACUCCUCCACCGGUCGGCCAUUCUGACGGACGCUGGUGAGCAUGCCAAGGGCGUCUCCCCGGAGACCAGGUUCGAAGCGAAGGUAGCAUCGCUGCUUGAAGUGCUGCCACGAGAUGGCCGAAUCUUCCAACUCCAGGCGAAGGUGCCAUGUUUGCGCCACACCGGUAAGAUGAAACGCAGCCAAGCUCACGAACUCCCUAGCCGGGGUGUUCUGUGCUUUAAAGAAUUGCUCUCAACGAUGGAGCCAAGCCGACGGAUCCUCACGCCCAUUAAAGCGUGGGAACUCCAACCGGGCGAACUUCGGCGUCGUCGCGGCAGGGACGUCCGACGGCCCUGUUGCCUGCGCCUCCUCGGCCGGAGGACGACUCCCGUGCUGGCUGCCGGAGUCGUCAGUUGCUGGUCCUUUUCCGGCCAGUAGCUGCCGGAGCAUCUGCCGGAUCUCGCCCUGCUCUGUCUGCAUAGCUGUGAUAGCAGCUUGGAGGGCCUGGACAGAUUCAGCUGAGGCGUACUCGCCCAUGACGUCAGGCUUUGAUACCAAAUUUGUUGCGGGCUCGGGGUCUUGAGAACGCGUCACUGGGCGAUGUGCGGGGGGAAUGGGUGCUUUGGAACCUCUCCUACCUAUAACACAAAGAUUAGAAAAGAAAGUUGAACGAAGUUUUGGAGUUCUUCCUCUCCCAAUUAUCAUUAAUUCAAUUCUCAGAAAAUGCUUGAUGAUAACAAUCUAAAUCCUAAGCUUUAAAUAAUAAAAAAUGCAACAGUCAUAAACGGUAACUUGCACAGAAAUAGGAAAUCUUAACAGUAAAGAAUUCAAAAAUUACUAAUAAAUAGUCUCCUGAACUGGUUAUGCAGCUGCCUUGCGUCGUUGAUAUGUUCUUCCAACGAAUGCAUCAUCCAACUACCUCUUUCCCAUCCCACUAAAAGAGGGUUUUCAAGGUUACCUGAACCGAGAUUCUGAGCAUGUGAACUCUGUUAGUCCUAGUCAUUUCUGGCUAGAGUUGGAGUAGCCAUGAAUAGUGGUAGUUGUUGUUGAGAGUUCCACUAGUUGGACUUGGUUUUCACCCACUGUUGCAUCUAGCUUCUACACUAUUGAUUUUCUCCUUAAUUUCCUUCAAAUUAGCAGCUAUAUUGAUCUGAACAAGCUUUAGAUUCCAAGAAUGAACUGCUUUGAUAAUUGUUGAGUUUAUUCCACCUUUGAUCUUUCAACUAUAAUGAUAUUUUCACUUUUGGUCAUUAACUUUGAUUCAUUCCACUUUUGAUUGUUGAUUUUGAAAAUGUUUAAAUUGUAGCCCUAAAUACUCAAAAAUGCCCUUUGUGACCAAACCUCACCCGGCCUACUACAUCUAACUAUCUAAGGGUAUUUUGGACUGAAAGUUCAGAACUAAAAGUGAAAGGAACUCAUAACAAUUUGUAAUCACAAAUUCACAACCUUGGCUCAUUUACCAAAUUCAAACGGAGAUUUAGCUAAGAAGAUGAAGGUUGAGAGAGAGGAGCGAAGUAGUUCAGAAAAGUUGUGAAAUUGUAUUGUGAAUUGAGUUCUGUUACCACUUAAACAACUAAAACAACUACAAAGAGGCCUUCUGUCCAUUGGUAAAUUAUUCUAGAUCUUUCCCAAGUCUUCCUGAUGCUUCAGUCUUCAUUGUAGUUUCUCAGUUGUUCAGCCUUAAUCGGAGGUGGCAAUCUCAUACUUCCAUUGAACUUCUGGUCUUCUCUUCAAGUGAAAUAAAUGAAGGCUAUUAUGAUGAUUAUGGAUUUACGGCUGGACUGAAAAGCAUAAGAAAUACAAAGACUGAAAUACUGAAUAAAUGAUAUUAUGUAUAUAUUACCUGUCACUGCUUUUGACUUGUUCUAUUUCCUUGGCAGAGGCUAUCAGGAGCAUCAUUACUGAUUUUUGCAAAUAAGCAAGACAUACAAGGUUCUCUUUGUCCCUAUGAAAUCGCUAAGGUGCUUAAUCUGGAUGCUAUGGAUAAAACCCGGCACUGGAGAAUUGUGGGAUGUAGUGCAUAUACCGGAGAAGGGCUCCUCGAGGGAUUUGAUUGAGACUUAAAUUUUUGUAAACUGCAAAAGCCAAUUCUUUGAGAUUUGAAGAAUUCAUACCAGAUAGUUAACUAACUGACGUUAUGUCUUCAUUGGCAUCAAUGAAAUCCACCGCUGAAUCUCUCUGCAAUGCCAAGAGGCUUAGGGAAGCCUUGGCACUCAUCUUCCACAACCCAACUGGAGCAGACUACACUCUGUACUCGAAACUUCUUGAUCUUUGUAUCGACCUAAAGGCCAAAAGCCAUGGCCAUUUGAUUCAUGCCCAUUUGAUAAAAAAUGAUUUUCCGUCGAGCCUACACCUGAACAACAAGCUGAUCAUAUUCUAUUCGAAGUUUGGUGAGAUGGAAGUCGCUCACAUGGUGUUCAACAGAAUGCUUGAGCGGAAUUUGGUUUCUUGGACUGCGUUGUUGUCGGGAUAUUCUAAGAAUGGUGACUCAAGAGAAGCUCUGGGGGUGUUUUCUACAAUGCACCGGGAGGGUUUAAAGGGUAAUCAGUUUACUUACGGAAGUGCCUUGAGGGCGUGCACCAGUUUGCUGUGUUUGGAUAGAGGGAGGCAAGUACAAGCGUGUAUUCAGAAGAGUAGAUUUGUUGGGAAUUUGUUUGUGCAGAGUGCAUUGCUUGAUUUCCAUUCGAAGUGUGGGAAAGUUGAGGAUGCUCGUUGUGUUUUUGAUUCGAUGUCAACAAGGGAUUUCAUAUCAUGGAAUGCAAUGAUUGGUGGAUAUUCUUUUCAGGGGUUUGAUGAUGACGCGUUUCUGAUGUUCCAGUUGAUGCUUAGAGAAGGCAUGCAUCCUGAUUGCUUCACCUUUGGAAGUAUGCUGAGAAACUCAUUUGGAAGUUGUAGGGUUGUUGGACUCACGAAGGUCAACAUAAUACAUGGUUUUAUCAUUCAACUGGGUUAUGAGUCGAAUAAUGUAUUGAGUGGAUCUUUAAUUGAUGCCUAUGUCAAAUGUGGAAAUUUGGCUGGUGCAAAUUGUCUCUAUAAUAAUAUGAAGAUUAAAGACACCAUAGCAUGCACUGCAUUAAUUACGGGGUAUGCUCGUGAAGGUAGGAGCAGUGAUGACUGCCUGGAACUCUUCUCUGAGAUACACCGAAUGCAUGGGGGAAUUGAUAGUGUAAUAUUGUGCUCAAUGCUCAAUAUGUGUGCUAAUUCAGCAUUGCCGGCUCUAGGAAGGCAGAUGCAUUCUCUUGCAUUGAAAUAUCAAAGUAAUCAUGAUGUAGCAUUGGGAAACUCUUUGAUUGACAUGUACUCAAAAACAGGUGAAAUUGAGGAUGCAAAGAGAACUUUUGAUCACAUGAAAGUGAAGAAUAUAAUUUCAUGGACAUCAAUGAUCUCUGCUUAUGGUAUGCAUGGCCACGUAGAGGAUGCAAUUUUGCUUUACAAGAAGAUGGAAUCUCAAGGAAUUUAUCCGAAUGAUAUAACGUUCUUGUCUCUCUUCUCUGCUUGUAGCCAUACUGGGUUGACUGUGGAGGGUUGGGAAUGCUUCCGCAAUAUGGUUGGCAAGUAUAAAAUGUUGCCGCGGUCAGAACAUUAUGCCUGCAUGGUAGACCUUCUCGCACGUGGAGGUUGUUUGGAAGAAGCCCACGAUUUGAUAUGCAGGGGGGAUAUUAAGCCCGAUGCCUCUCUUUGGGGCUCAAUUCUUGGGGCAUGUAGUAUGUAUGGAAAUAUGUCUCUUGGAGAAGUAGCAGCGAAGCACUUAUUUAGUAUGAAACCCCAGGAGUCUGCUAACUAUGCUGUCCUAGCUAACAUAUAUGCAUCGGGAGGUUUAUGGCAGAGGGCAUCCGAUGUACGGGAACUGAUGGUAAAUAGAGGGUUACUGAAAAACCCUGGCUAUAGCUUUAUCCAGUCAAAGAGUAAUAAGAUAGCACUUGCUCCUGCUGUUCAAGAAACUGAUCCAAGUCAGUUCCUUAAGAAUGUCAGAUCCAAGUGCUUUAAUUUAGCACCAGUUUAGUUUUCGAAUGGUUUCUGGGUUGGGCAUUGGGUCCUAUGGUGGCAUUCCAUAGGCCUCUAAAUCUGUAGCCUGCAUAAAGGUUGAUUGUGCCGUUCAAGGACCUGGAUUUUUUGCCAGUGCAACUCUUCAACUUGAUGACCUUAUUCUUGAAAUUGCUAAGAAGGUUAAAGAUCCUGAUACGGAGAUGAUGACAAUAUUUGAGAAAGAAACAGGUACCAACCAAGUUAUGAAUGCUUCCAAAACUAUGAAAUUUGUUUAGCCAGUCAAUUACACCCACUUGACUUUUGUUUGCAAUUGCAAUGAUCCAGAGACUUAGCCGAGUAGAUUCAGAUUUUGCUCCAUUUUUGCAACAUGCUGGAAUUCCUUCCAUUGAUAUGUACUAUGGCAAAGUUUUACCCUCCUAUUGCAGAUUUCCCAGUAUACCACACAGCCUUUGAUUCUUACAACUUGAUGGUGAACUCUGGGGAUCCAUUGUUUCAUCAGCAUGUAGCGGUAACAGGAGUUUGGGGACUUAUUGGUCUUCACCUCGCUGAUGAUGCAAUUCUACGUUUUAACUACUUCUCUUAUGCAAGACAGUUACUGGGGUAUAAGCAUAUCUUGACUGAAAAUUUGGGAGGGAGCUUUUAUGGCUGAAGCUGUAGAAAUUGAGGAAGAAGUGAAGAAACUGAGCGAGGAUAACCGUUUUAUUCUGAAGAGGCGAAUGUUAAAUGAUGGAUUGCUAUUUGCAGAAAGGGGUUUCUUAGAUGCAUAAGGGCUUCCAGGAAAGCAAUGGUUCAAGCAUCUUGAAAGCAUUUGUCCCAUAACACUAUAAUGACUAUAUAUUGUUUUAUUGAACAGUAGACCAGAGGUUUUAGAAGAGUUUGUAGCUAGCUUGAUACUUCUGAACCUGAUAACAUAUGAAACCACAUAUUUCAUCCAACAAGGAGUUUUUGAGAUCCUUUUGAAAUUCACGAAUGUUGUUUUCAUAUGCAAUAAGUGAAUAGCUUUGAUAUUUA